Messenger RNA from Rotaria socialis, 855 nucleotides. Lineage: Eukaryota; Metazoa; Rotifera; Eurotatoria; Philodinida; Philodinidae. The record is from the annotation of a GenBank genome assembly.
AUGUGGACCUCGAAUAUUGAUUAUAGUACUGUGCGAUACGCACAAGAAUUUUUACAUCCAACAUUUUCAAAUGGCGCAAUGAGUGUCAGUGAAACAUAUGUUGCUUUGGCAAAUGGGUUUCUUGAUCCUGCUGCUCUAUCGCCAAUAAGAAUUUUCGAACAUAGCAAACAAUUUGUAUUACAACGUUUUCCCUUUCAGUAUAUCAAGAGCUAUGAUCAAUAUUUCAACUUUGUGUACGAACGUUUACCAGCUAUGGAAAAAAAAGGUCUUGAUGGUUCGACAAUCAAGCUAUCAGAUCGUACGUGUUGUUUUAAGGACCUCUCUGGUAAUUUUAUUAGUGACCUUGACGAUCAUAUUGCUCGAGUCCAUUUGAGAAUGGAUCCUUCAGAGUUUCAACAAUUAAAUAUUUGUCAAUGUAGAGGAUGCUAUCAAGAACUCAAAAUCUACAUCACCAAAUCAUCUAAUAAUUCUGGCUACAGAUUUAUGGGAAAAUGUCAUUGUGAAAACUCCGAACCCAAGGAACUUCUCAAAAUGGAGAAACCUUGGACAGAAGCUACUUUACGCGAAAUUUGUGACAAAUUUUUGGAUUUCAAGCGAACUUUAAAUCCUUCAUUGACAAGUUCUUCUCAUGGGAACAAUUCGAUGAAACAAUCGAAGGAAUCUCAAGUUUCUUCUAAUCUUAAAUCAGCUCAUUAUGACCCCCCUGUCUAUCGGUACCAUAAAAUCGUUGAAACUGAAAAUGAUGGAUUUUUUGAACAUUAUUGUGUAUUUUUAAUGCGUUUAUUGUUCAUAAUCAUGAUUAUCUGUAUAGCCAUCGUUUUAUUUGCCAAAACAACUCUUUAUAAGCUUUACUAA